Didymella exigua CBS 183.55 is the source of this 1104-nucleotide messenger RNA. RefSeq names its product glycoside hydrolase family 5 protein. Gene Ontology annotation, molecular function: glucan exo-1,3-beta-glucosidase activity. The record is from RefSeq and is a predicted model, not a curated record. The transcript has a single exon. Gene Ontology annotation, biological process: glucan catabolic process. Lineage: Eukaryota; Fungi; Ascomycota; Dothideomycetes; Pleosporales; Didymellaceae. Bases 1 to 1104 code for a protein of 367 amino acids. Gene Ontology annotation, cellular component: cell surface; extracellular region.
AUGACUACCCCACCAGCCCCGCAAUACGUCGAUUGGCGCAAGUUCAAGGCGAAUGGAGUUAAUCUCGGGAGCUGGUUCUGCCUGGAACACUUCAUGAUGCCCAAGUGGUUCGAGCAACACGGCAACUCUCCUGACGAGUGGACAGCGUGUGAGAAGUUCGGCGCAGCCGGCGCGGACCUCGAUAGCCACUACAAGACAUGGUUCACCAACGCGGACGUCGAUACAUUCGCAGCUCACGGUGUGAACGUCCUCCGCAUACCCUUUGUCUACGCUGCAUGGAUCAAGGUUCCCGGCUCGCCGCACUACCACGGACCUCAGGUCGAGAUCAUGAAGGAGCUAGCUACAUAUGCGAUUGAAAAGUACGGGAUGCAUAUUGUGCUCGAUCUGCAUGGCCUACCAGGCGGCAUCAACUGGCUCGACAUUGGCGAAGCGCAUGGGCAUGGCGACUGGUUCUACAACGAAAAGAAUCUUGAGAUGUCGUAUGAAGCAGUGGAUGCGGUGUUGAAUUACAUCCAGAACAAGUCUGGGCAUCCUGAGUCUUACACCCUUGCGCCAGUCAACGAGGCUGUGGACAGCAAAGAAAUGCAGAAAUUCGGCACUCCCUUAGCGCUCUCCGACAAAGCAGCAGACUGGCUGCUGAAAUAUAUCCUGGGAGUCAUUCAGCGCACCGAAGCUGUCAACAAGAGCAUUCCGAUCAUGUUCCAGGAUUCGUUCAAAAGAGAAGAAUACUGGUCAUCCCGGCUCCCGGAGUCAGCGAACAUCGUCAUUGACACACAUAAUUACUUCUUUGCUCAUCGCCAGUGCAGUCCCGAGACAGUCCUUCCUGUCAUCGAGCAGGAUGCUAAGACAGCAAACAAGACGAAGAAGUUUCCUGUCGUCAUUGGAGAGUGGUCGAUUGAGAUGGAGCUCAAUAACCAGCUGUCUAAACGCAAGGAGGUGUUUGAUGCUGGAAGAGCGGCGUUCAGCAAGUACACACAAGGCAGUAUCUACUGGUCUGGAAGAGUGGACAGCGAUGCCAAAGUUGCUGGAGAAGGUGGCAAACGUGAUUACUGGAGUUAUCUGGACAUGAUAAAGGACGGCGUGAUAACGCCUUGGAAAGCCUAG